Messenger RNA from Nicotiana tabacum (common tobacco), 2479 nucleotides. RefSeq names its product putative sugar phosphate/phosphate translocator At4g32390. The record is from RefSeq and is a predicted model, not a curated record. NCBI's taxonomy places the organism in Eukaryota, Viridiplantae, Streptophyta, Magnoliopsida, Solanales, Solanaceae.
AGGGGUUAGGAGUUGGAGGUACUCAAUUUGGCAUGAUGAAUUAUUUCCAUGGAUAGCACUCGUGAUAAGUGAUAAGAUGUAUAAGCAUAUACAAAUUAAAUAAUUAAACAGCAGAUAAAGAAAGAGCUGUUUACAACACUCUAUAGUAAAACAAAACAUAAUUCUAGCGAAAAAUACAAAAGCAAUUUGGGCAAUGAGUCGACAAGUCAAGGUUAGAGCUACGAGACCAUAUCUUAUCUUUGGAUGGAAAUUAAAGUCCCUACUUAGUGGAAGUCAAAAACCUGUACCUACAUGAUGCAGGAUGAACUGAUGAUUCAAUCCGAUACCACGAUGAAAUUAUAUUUCAGAUUACAUUGCUCAUAACUAGAAUUAAACUCAAAAUACAUUAACGUUGACUCCUAAGGAUUAUUCUCUCAUUCCAGAUUCAUCUUUAAAUCCCAGAAAGAAAAAAGAAAUCCCACACAAGAACAGGGAAACAAUCAAAACUAUGACUCUGCCAAUUUCCAUUAAACCAUACACCACUAUUAUCCACAUCACCACCUAGACUAAGACUUCUACAUAAAAUCUAAAUUCUUCACUUUUUCUCAUCCCCUCAAAAACACAGUCCAAACUCUGUAUAACUCCCACCACUCUCCUCUAUUUGAAUGUUGUCUUCACUGUAUUAAAUUUAUUUAAUGGACUCGUUCCAUCUCGACCAACCCCUUUUCAAUAUUCUUCUCCCGUUUUUGUUUAUAAUAAAAGGUAUAAACUGAUUUUCCUCUUUGAGUUGUACUUUUUAACUGUCAUUCCUACCUUUUCUUUCCGAGAUAAAGAUCACUUUACUGUAUAAUAUUAAUUUUACUAGAAGAAAUAAACUCAGAACUACAAGGUAUACUAUGGUCCCCAAUUCCUAGUAAACAUCGAAGUAUUAGUUCAAAAAACACGUGUAAUUUUUUAAAAAUAGAAAAGACUUUUACAGACUCAAUGUAAUAAUGUAAUGUAGCAUAUAGCUAUCUUGGUAAUUGUUUUUAAGUAUCCUAAAUCCUAAUUCUAUUAAAUAACAUUUACCGUAAUUAGAAUUGAACUCGAAGAGCAAAACAAGACUUCUACAUAAAAUCUAAGUCCUUCACUUUUUCCCCAUCUUCUCAAACUCUAUACACAGCCCAAAUCUCUCUGUUAACUCUCACCACCCUCCUCUUUUUCCCACCACCACCUCCUCCGCCGUCAACCGCCACCAUGACGGGCAAAGGUGGCGCCACCCUCUCCGGCGGAGUAAUGAAGAAGAUAAUUGUUUCCUACACCUACUUAGGAAUCUGGAUCCUCCUCUCUUCCUCUGUAAUUGUAUACAACAAAUACAUUCUUGACAAAAAACUCUACAACUGGCCUUUCCCUAUUUCCCUUACAAUGAUUCACAUGGCCUUUUGUUCAUCACUAGCUUUCUUCCUCGUACGUAUCCUUAACUUUGUCGAACCUGUAACCUUGUCCCGCCACGUGUACUUUACAUGCGUACUCCCCAUUGGUGCACUUUACUCUCUGUCCCUCUGGCUCUCAAAUUCUGCUUAUAUUUACCUCUCUGUUUCGUUCAUCCAAAUGCUCAAAGCCCUUAUGCCAGUUGCUGUUUACACGAUUGGAAUCUUAUUUAAAAAAGAUACUUUCAAGAAUUCAACUAUGUGUAACAUGCUGGCUAUUUCAGUUGGUAUUGCUAUUGCUGCUUAUGGUGAAGCAAAAUAUGAUUCUUGGGGUGUUUUGCUUCAGUUGCUAGCUGUUUUGGUUGAAGCAACUAGGUUGGUUAUGGUCCAAAUCUUGUUGAAUUCAAAGGGAAUUAGUUUUAACCCUAUAGCUACUUUAUACUAUGUUGCUCCUAGUUGUUUGGUUUUCUUGUCAAUUCCUUGGAUAUUUGUGGAGCUUCCAAUUUUGAGAGCAAGUAACUCUUUCAAAUUUGAUUUUGUGAUAUUUGGUAGUAAUUCAUUGUGUGCAUUUGCAUUGAACUUGGCUGUAUUCUUGGUAGUGGGAAAGACUUCAGCUUUGACAAUGAAUAUUGGUGGAGUGGUUAAAGAUUGGCUGCUAAUUGCAUUUUCUUGGUCAGUGAUUAAGGAUACUGUAACUCCAGUGAACUUGAUUGGGUAUGGAUUAGCAUUCUUGGGAGUUGCUUAUUAUAAUCAUCAGAAAUUGCAAGCAUUGAAAGCAAAUGAAGUAGAGAAGAAGUCUCAGCAAGAAGAUGAGGAAAGUGGGAUAUUGUUAACAGAGAGAGAACAGAGUGGAUCAGGAAAAAAGGGUGAUUCACAGGACUGAUUUGAAGGUUUUGUUUGAAGAAUUUGGUUUUAUUGACAAAAGGGUAUGAAGUUAUUAACUUAGUUUUGCAUAGCAUGAAAUAGUAUUUUUUUUUUUUUGGGGGGGGGGAUGGCUUUUGCUCUUGGAUGGAUGGAUCUUGGUUUUUAGGUAUGUUGGCUGGAUGAUCUGUUACUGUUUUUUGAUAAAUUAACUUUUCUUUUUUCAUAUA